AACNAAAAAAAAAAAAAAACUCAAAACACCAUAGAGAUGAGAUAAGAGCCCCAAAAAGAGAAACAAAAAUGGUGGGACUAAGUAUUGUUUUGGAGAUGACUAACAACAGCAACAACACUGUAAGUGACGGCUGUUUAAUUAGUCCUAAAGUCGUCAACAAAGCCAACGUUCUAGUCACCACCACCGCCAUAACCUCCUCUGCCUCCUCCGUGACUAAUCUCCAUCGUCAUUAUCAAGAUUCUGGUUUUCUCCAACAUUGUUUUCUCUGUAGAAGAAAACUUCUCCCUGCCAAAGAUAUCUACAUGUACAAAGGUGACAGAGCGUUCUGUAGCGUGGAGUGUAGAUCGAAGCAGAUGGUUAUGGACGAAGAAGAAAGCUUUAGAAGGGAGUACUCUUCGUUUAUGGAUGUUAAUACGACAAAGAAGAGUAAAUCUGAUUAUCCGGCUAGUACUGCACCGUCGCGUUACCGUCGAGAUCCGAGAAACCAAAGAGGCGGUUUUGCCUACUGAGAAGCGAAGUAGAGAGAGACGAGAAAGAGACAUCUCUCAAAAUGAACUGAUGAAAAUUUGUGUGAUUUUGACCUUUUUACCCUUUGGCUAAUUUUUUGUCGUUUUGUUAUCUCACGUGUAAAGCCGUAAGGGUGUUUUGGGUAUUAUCCUCGGAGUUUUUUUUUUUUUUUUUGGUUCUGCAUAAUCUCUCUAAUUUAUCUAUGGGAGCACUAAGUAAAAACAAUAUUUUAAUUUAAUUU
Messenger RNA from Camelina sativa (false flax), 748 nucleotides. Its product is annotated as FCS-Like Zinc finger 15-like. Lineage: Eukaryota; Viridiplantae; Streptophyta; Magnoliopsida; Brassicales; Brassicaceae. The record is from RefSeq and is a predicted model, not a curated record.